AUGGCAGCAAAGAAACCAUCGUCGGAAACCUCUGUGCCUUGGUCUUGUCAUCCAGUAUAUGCGAGAUACUGGCAGCAUUAUUAUCAAGCAAUGGCUUGGAUGCGAAGCCACCAGCAUGCCUACCGGAAGGCCAUGGAGUCUUAUUUCAGUUCCCCCUGGUACUUCCCUCCAGGAGGUCUCCCCCAGGGCCUCUAUGCUCCCAAAGGGAAAGCCCCUCAGUCCUUCUAUGGCCAUCACUGGUCCUCCCAGGACCCCCACCACGGUUACUCACAUCCUCCAAGGUCCGGGCAGCAUCCCCCCGAAAGCACGAGCGAAGACCAGUCCUGGACCACAGAAGAGGAGGCGGAGACCGACUCGGAGGAUGAGGUGGAGUGUGACCUGAGCAACAUGGAGAUCACCGAGGAGCUCCGCCAGUACUUUGCCCAGACCGAGAGGCACCGGGAGGAGCGGCGGCGGCAGCAGCAGCUGGACGCACAGCGCCUGGAGGACUACGUGAACGCCGACCACGACCUGUAUUACAAGACGCGCCGCUCCAUGGAGCCGCCCUCCGAGAGCCCCAGCGAGCGGCGCCAGGCCGAGAUGAAGCGCCUGUAUGGGGACAGCGCCGCCAAGAUCCAGGCCAUGGAGGCCGCCGUGCAGCUGAGCUUUAACAAGCACUUUGACCGCAAGCGGCCCAAGUACUGGCCCGUCAUUCCGCUGAAGUUCUGA
Molecule: messenger RNA, 708 nt
Organism: Pipistrellus nathusii (Nathusius's pipistrelle)
Lineage: Eukaryota; Metazoa; Chordata; Mammalia; Chiroptera; Vespertilionidae
Source: the annotation of a GenBank genome assembly